AUGACUUUGCUUCUACAAUUUUCUCUUUGGCCUAUACGUAUUAUAUGUCCAUUAUUAAUUAUUUUAUGUCCAGUUGCAAAUUGGAUAUGUAUAUCAACAUUUCAAUCACGUAUCUACCAUCGUUCAUCAUCGAAAUGGUAUUUUAUAUUUAUUGCUAUAUUCGAUACAAUUUAUGUACUUAUUACAGCACCUCUUAUAUUUUUAAUAACAUUCGAAAUCUAUAUUUUAAAUUGGAAUAUAAUUUUAUGUAAAUUAAUUGUUUUUCUUAAUUAUUUAUCUUGUCAAAUCUCAGCUGGUUUAUUAGCAUGUUUAUCAAUUGAUCGUCUUAUAGCGACAACAUGUUUAUAUUUAUAUCGUUAUAAUUGUACAACUAAUAUAUCAAAAUAUGUUUGUAUAUUAGUUAUAUUAAUAUUAUCAUUAAUAAAUUCACAUUAUCUAAUUGGUUAUACAAUUGAUCAGAAUGGAUAUUGUAGUGCAAGAUAUUAUAAAUGGUAUGAAAAUAUCUAUUCACAUUUAAAUAUCGUUUAUUUAUUAUCAUAUUCUAUAAUACCAUUUACAAUCAUAACAAUAUGUAAUUUAUUUAUUGUUAUAAGUGUUUAUCAAAAUAAAGCCAAUAUGAAAAGAAAAUAUUUACUGAAAAAACCAAUUCUAUCAUUAAAUAAUCAAAAUGAUCAAACAAUUAUAAAUUCGUCUCCCUAUUGUUUACCAACAACAUUGGAUAGAAAAGAAGAUACUAUAAUGAAUAAUAAUAAUAAAUUUCAACAAUCUUCGAAUCAAAAUAAACGUCAAGUAUUUGUAACAAUGAAUGAAAAUGAAACAGUAAAUAAACUAAUUGAUGCUGACAAUGAAUGCCGAACAGAACGAUAUAAUCGUUUUUCACAAAAUUUAUUACUGGAUGGUGAAGAAUUAGUUGGUCCUAUUGAAACACCACCUAAACGACAAAAUUCUUCAAUUUCUGCGGUGUUUCGUAAACGUUCAUCAACAUCAACAACAUAUUCUCAAAAAAUGUGUGUACAAGUACAAAUAACAUUAAGUUUAUUAGCUAUAUCAAUUAGUUUUAUAUUUUGUACAUUACCAAAUUGUAUAUCAACAAUAAUGAUUCAAACAUAUAAUCAAAAUGAACAAGUAAGAAAAUUUUGGCAAGCAAUGAAUUAUUUCUCAAUUGUACCAUUACUUAUUACACAUUCUGUUAAUUUAAUUUUUUAUUAUUUAUCAUCGCAUAUGUUUAGAACUCGUGUGAAAGAAAAUUAUUUUAAGAAAACACGUUUAACAAGUCACUUUUCAUUGAGAUCGUUAUUCAAAUCUUAA
Molecule: messenger RNA, 1308 nt
Organism: Adineta steineri
Lineage: Eukaryota; Metazoa; Rotifera; Eurotatoria; Adinetida; Adinetidae
Source: the annotation of a GenBank genome assembly